Messenger RNA from Pungitius pungitius (ninespine stickleback), 2073 nucleotides. RefSeq names its product meteorin-like protein. The transcript is spliced from 4 exons. The coding region runs from base 779 to 1645 and encodes 288 amino acids. Gene Ontology annotation, molecular function: hormone activity. Gene Ontology annotation, biological process: positive regulation of brown fat cell differentiation; energy homeostasis. The record is from RefSeq and is a predicted model, not a curated record. NCBI's taxonomy places the organism in Eukaryota, Metazoa, Chordata, Actinopteri, Perciformes, Gasterosteidae.
GACGCGGGACAAACAGCACCCAUCACACUGCAAACACGCACCGGGAACUUAGGAAAGUUAUCGGCAUGUUAGGUCACUCCUUUGAGCCUAGAAUCCUUUCAGUUUUGAUGUGCCACUUUCAUGCAUUUUGGACCUCCACGGAUAUUAGAUGUUGCAGAUGCAGGAGAGUGAGUGAGAGGGAGGAUGUGUCUGUGAAGUGGCUCUUGUUUGCAUUACAGAUUGGGGGUUUAAAAGAGCUCAAAGGACUAAUUAGAUGCACUAUUUUGUUUUCGAUUAAAUGUAAUCUUCAGGAAGGACUGGAAGGUCAAAGUUUAUUCUGGUGCAGAUCCACAGUGGGAACAAUUCAAGAUGUUGUUGGUGCUUAGUGCUCAGCCAGGUUAUGGCGUGAGAAAUCCAAAAUCUUAAUUAAAAUCUUGGAUACACAAACCACAAGGAUGACAGAAACCAAUUAUAGAGGGACAGGAGAUGCUUUCAUGUAGCUUGGAGGCAUUAGAAAAUAUGGUCUCAGGAAUGUCUCUGCUUCAGUGCCUAUCUCAAGUAAAUACAAUUUUAUGGCUCCUUUGAUCACUCCUCUAAGUCCUGAAGCCGUAAAAUAUGAAAGGCCAGGCACCACACUGUGUGUUGUAAAGUUAACCGGCCGCAAACCUCUUAUGACUUAAUCGUCUACUGAGUUUACCGAUGUUGAUAAAGCUUAAGAAACACCCAACCACAUCCGGCCAAAGUGAGAGGUGUCCUUUUUUUUGUUUGGCAGACAAGUUCCUCGUGAGUUUCUGUAACAAUGAUUUUUCUAGCAUGUUGUUAUCACCUGAACAUGUGGUUUCACAAUCGAUUGCUCAAAAAACCUAUUUUCAUCUGCAGUGGUUUGAGCCACGAGUCUCACCGCAGAGACGUGGAGCAGGUCUACCUACGCUGCUCUCAGGGCUCUCUGGAGUGGCUCUACCCCACAGGCGCCAUCUUUGUCAACCUGCGGCCAAACACAGAGCCCUCAUCGGGACACGUGGCGGGUCUCCACGUGUGCAUCAAACCCCACCCUCACUCCCAGGGCUCUCACGUGUAUCUGGAGCAUGACGGGGAGCUGAGGAUGCUGCUGGCAGAGAAGGACCAGGCUCUGGGCACAGUGCACUGCUUCCGCCCCGCAGAGGGAGCGCUCUUUGUGGAGGCCGUCCCACAGGCCGACAUCAGCCGCAGGAUCACAGCGUUCCAAUACGAGCUGGUGUCCAGUCAGUGGCCCGGAGCACACUUGUUCCCAUACCUGCACCCUGGUUCAGUCACCUGUAAACCCUGUUCAGAUGAAGACGUCCUGAUGGCUGUGUGUACCAGUGAUUUUGCUGGCAGGGGCGUCUUUCGAGGAGGUACCUCCGGUGCCAACGACCACUCUCCCGCCGUGGUGACUCUGAGUCGACUGUUUCGCCAGAAGACCAGGGUGUUUGCUCGGGGUGGAGCCAGAGGCCGGGGUUGGGUUGGACGCAUCAAUGUGCCCGCACAAUGCAGUGUGCAGCCUGGAGGCGACGAGUACCUUUUGACCGGCUCCGUCCAUUUCGGCGACGCCUGGCUCGGCUGUGCGCCGCGCUUCAGGGACUUCCAGAAGCUGUACCUCACAGCACAGACAGCGGGAGGAAGCCCCUGUGAAAUAGACACAGACUGAGGCUUCACCGGAGAGGGUGACACAUUGAGGAACCAGCUGAGAUUUGGGACAGAUUUGUAGGCAGAUGUGCAGGGUUCCAACGCCCAAAGUGAAGGUUGAACAUUUUGGCCGAUGAGCUGCGAAUGAAAUUGUCCUCAUUUGACUGUGUAUGUUUACACAUGGAUGAGUGCAAGUUCAUUUUGUGCCUAACUGGUUAAUGUUUUUAUUCUCUUGACUUUAGUGCUAAUGUGAUCAUUUUUGAAAUGAUUGUUUGCUUUGUAAAAAGCUUUCUGUAAAAUGUAGGAGUCUUCUGACAGAAGUGUACAGUACGCAGCUCUGUGAGUCUUUAUGUACCAAGUGUGUGUGGGUUCAGCUAAUACCUUCAGAGGGUCUUUAUAUUUACAGAAAAUAAAAACCCAUCCUUUUGCUUGUCUUUCUGUUGAAAAGCA